Messenger RNA from Scophthalmus maximus (turbot), 1939 nucleotides. It is a transcript of the gene eral1, whose product is annotated as Era-like 12S mitochondrial rRNA chaperone 1. The record is from RefSeq and is a predicted model, not a curated record. Gene Ontology annotation, biological process: ribosomal small subunit assembly. Gene Ontology annotation, molecular function: ribosomal small subunit binding; GTP binding; rRNA binding. The transcript is spliced from 11 exons. Bases 28 to 1380 code for a protein of 450 amino acids. NCBI's taxonomy places the organism in Eukaryota, Metazoa, Chordata, Actinopteri, Pleuronectiformes, Scophthalmidae. Gene Ontology annotation, cellular component: mitochondrial matrix.
ACAUCGACCAAGGUUCACCGGAGCCCCAUGUGUUCCAGGGCGUGGGGCCGGCUCGUCCGAGACGCAGCCGAGGUCUGCAGGCGGACCGGCGGCUCCGCGCGACGGGAGAGUGCGUCAUGGUUCCUCCCCGCGGGAAAUGCCGCCUGCAGCAGAGGAGGGAGGAAUGGAUUUAUCUUCACUCCUGCCCGUUUUAUCACAUCAGAGGCGUUUCUCCACAGACUGAUGAAAGGCAGAGCAGCCGAAGCAGAUGGCAGCUUUUAUCGCCUCCCAGCCUCGGUUCUGCCGGACAGCGGUGAACAACUGUCUUUGUUACUGAGACAUCCAGAUCAGCCUGACAACUCCAAGGUUUUGAAAGUGGCGAUCAUAGGUUCCCCAAACGCUGGGAAGUCCACGUUGUCCAACCAGAUCCUUGGCAGAAAGGUGUUUGCUGUGUCCAAGAAAGUGCAUACCACACGGUCACGUUCCCUGGGCGUCCUGACUGAGGACGAUACACAGAUAAUUUUACUGGACACUCCUGGUCUCACCACGGCAUCAAAGGUUAAAAGACACCAGCUAGAGAAAACUUUGCUUGUGGAUCCCUGGAACACAGUCAAAGAAGCAGACCUAGUGGUCGUGGUGGUGGACGCGGCGGACAGAUGGACGAGCAGCCGGCUCGACUUCGAGGUGCUCAAGUGUCUCGCCCAGCACAAAGACAUCCCUGCAGUCCUGGUCCUCAACAAGGUGGACCUGGUGAAGGCUAAGGACAAGCUGCUGGACUUCACAGCAGAGUUGACAUGCGGUGUGGUGAACGGACGUAAAAUGCGGGUCAGGCAAGUGAUCAAGCCUCCGUGGGCCGAAAAGAGGCCAGAGAGGGAUCCGGAGUUGCUGCUUGACGAGGACGACGCGGAGCCCGAGGGCGGCGCUGAGCCGAACUCCGCGCUGACCAAAGAGCAGCUGAAGGCGCUAAGGAGCCAGCAGGGCUGGCCUCACUUCAAAGAUGUCUUCAUGCUGUCCUCUGUGGACGGAGAGGACGUGGAGACACUGAAGAGCUACUUCAUGGUUGCCGCCAAGCCGGGGCUAUGGCAGUACCACAGUGAGGUCCUGACCGACCAGAGUCCAGAGGAGCUCUGCACCAACAUCAUCCGAGAGAAGCUCCUGGAGUAUCUGCCCAAGGAAGUGCCCUAUUCAAUGACACAGUCCGUUGAACUCUGGCAAGAUGGAGAAAAUGGUGAGCUCCAUAUUUCCAUGAAACUUUAUGCCAAGAAAGACACUCACAUGCGGAUGGUGAUCGGCACAGGCGGCCAGAUGGUAGCGCGGAUCGCCCGGGAGGCGGGCGAGGACCUGGGUCGCAUCUACCUGAGGGAUGUGAAGCUGAACCUUUCGGUCAAGCUGAGCAAGUGAAGAGGACGGAACGGACUUCAAUGGGGAAAUCCUGAGGAGAUGAUGAUUAUGAGGUGGAGGAGGUGGUGAAGGUGGUGAUGAAUCCCGCUGGAUUUCUCUGCAAAGGACAAACCUGAAGAGUCGCGCGAAGGAUAAGAUCCCGUCACUGAAGUCUGAAGUGGAGUUAUGAACUGUGCCCCCGGGGCCCAGAGCUCCGUCUGACGUGGCGUCUCUGAGGAAAAGAGAUUGUACUCGAACGUUUGGUGUUUUCAUCAGCUGCAUUCUUUCAUGUGUCCCCAUAAGACGUACAAGAAUUUUUUUGUUAAGAUUGAACAAAUUAGAUUCAGCCACUAUACUGAAAGAAAUAUUCUAACUGCUAUUUUUGUAAAAUAAAAGUGGGAUAGAGAUUUUCUGGGGUUAUAUGAUGGUUGACAGUAGAAGAUGCCGGGAAAAGGGGGGGCAGACGUUAUGGCUCAUUGUCAGACUGGAGGUCGCCUCCUGCUUCGUGAUCUUAAUAAGUGAAAUGGAGAAAACGUGGCUUAAAAGCCAAGCGGCAAAAAAAAUAAAAUGUGGAAAAUUA